Suillus subaureus is the source of this 1542-nucleotide messenger RNA. Its product is annotated as armadillo-type protein. Gene Ontology annotation, cellular component: nucleoplasm; nucleus; cytoplasm. Lineage: Eukaryota; Fungi; Basidiomycota; Agaricomycetes; Boletales; Suillaceae. Bases 1 to 1542 code for a protein of 513 amino acids. Gene Ontology annotation, molecular function: protein binding; nuclear import signal receptor activity. Gene Ontology annotation, biological process: NLS-bearing protein import into nucleus. The transcript is spliced from 6 exons. The record is from RefSeq and is a predicted model, not a curated record.
AUGGAGUCACGUACUAUGGAACACCGCAGAGCCAACUAUAAGAAUAAAGGUGGUUUGAAGCAAGACGAUCUUAGGCGUCGCAGAGAGGAGCAGCAAGUUGAGAUCAGAAGGCAGAAGCGCGAGGAGAAUAUCGCGAAAAGGCGUAAUUUCCUCCCCUCAGCUUCAGCCGACUCAGAUGAUGAAGCGACGACAAGCAGUUGGGAGCCUCCGCUUGCGGAAGAAAUGAUCAGUGGCGUGUUCUCUAAUGAUCCCGAUCGCCAGUUGGAUGCAACUACGAAGUUCCGCAAACUGUUGUCAAAGGAGAGGAACCCUCCAAUCGAGAAAGUCAUCGAAUGUGGUGUUGUUCCCCGUUUUGUCGAAUUCCUUCGGACUGGUGCUUCCAUGUUGCAGGUUGUUAUCUCCGCUGGAGCCGUCCCUGAGUUCAUCAACCUCCUGUCAUCGCCAGUUCUCGAUGUUCGUGAGCAGGCGGUAUGGGCCCUUGGGAACAUCGCGGGUGAUAGCCCACAAUGCAGAGAUUAUGUCCUGCAACAAGGGGCAUUGAGGCCGCUCCUCACGUUGCUAAGCGAAAAUCACAAACUUAGCAUGCUCAGGAAUGCUACAUGGACCCUGAGUAACUUCUGCAGGGGCAAAAACCCUCAGCCUGACUGGGAACUGAUCUCUCCUGCGUUGACCGUCUUGACCAAACUCAUUUACUCGCUCGAUGACGAAAUUUUGAUUGAUGCAUGCUGGGCUAUUUCAUACCUUUCAGAUGGUUCAAACGACAAGAUCCAAGCAGUUAUCGAGUCAGCUGUAUGUCGGCGCCUCGUUGAUCUGCUUAUGCACAGUUCAACCUCCGUGCAAACGCCCGCUCUUCGUUCAAUCGGCAACAUUGUUACUGGAGAUGAUCUUCAGACUCAGGUCGUUAUCGCGUCUGGGGCCUUGCCCGCUCUCCUUUCGCUACUAUCUUCCCCAAAAGAGGGUAUCAGGAAAGAAGCAUGCUGGACAAUCUCCAACAUCACCGCUGGGUCGCCUCCCCAAAUUCAGGCAGUCAUCGAUGCCAAUAUUAUUCCCCCACUUAUCAACAUCCUUUCCAAUGCCGACUUCAAAACGCGGAAGGAGGCCUGCUGGGCAAUUUCGAACGCAACGUCCGGCGGUCUUCAUGAACCAGCGCAGAUCCGCUAUCUCGUCUCGCAAGGCUGUAUCAAGCCACUCUGCGACCUCCUCACUAUGAUGGAUAACAAAAUCAUUCAAGUUGCUCUUGAUGGGCUCGAUAACAUUCUGAAGGUCGGCGAGACGGAUAAACAGGCUGGAGGUCCCGGAUCCGUCAACCAAUAUGCUCUAUAUGUCGAAGAGGCAGGCGGUAUGAUCACCAUCCACAACCUCCAAUCACACGACAACCUGGAGAUAUAUAAGAAGGCAUUCAAUAUCAUGGACAAGUACUUCCCAGACGAGGAGGAAGUGGAUGCAGCAAUUAGCGCACCUAAUGUUGAUGCUAGUGGUGCAUUUGCCUUCCACUCAGAUGUCACUGCUCCUCAAGGAGGCUUUAGUUUCGGCCAACAGUGA